AUCAAGUAUUGAAAGUGGAUAAUAUCAAGUGGAAGAUUUCUUUUUUUGGACUUAAGAUUUUGAUACUUUUCUGUUGAUGCUUGGACUUGAAGUUAAAAGAACUGCAUCUACUCCUGGUAGAAAGUCAACAUGUUUUUGGGGAGAUAUAUUUUAGGAUAAAUUGAUGGAUGAUUUAACAGGUCUGAUAGAUUUAGGUGAAAAGAAAUAGAAUGGUUUGAGUGAAAAGGACAAUAUUUGCUGCCACCUGUGGGCUUUGACAGACACUGCCAUGUUUGACAGUGGAGCAAGAAGAAAAAGAAGGAAAAAUAAACAGGACCAAGUGCAGAUAACUGAGACAGAGAAUGUGGUCAAAGUCCAGAGUGACCAGCCCCACCUGGUCAGUGUUGGUAGUGGACGCUUCUCUACAGCCGUCACUAUUCUUCCCUUACAGCAAGGAAGAACAAAUAUAGGGACUGUUGAGGCCUCUCUCCCACCAGAUAUUACAAUAACUGGCACAGGAGUGGAGAAAGAACAUUGUUACAUUGAAAAUCAGGAUGGCAUCAUUACAUUGGUUCCUGUUGCUAAGCAGUGUUACAUGGAUGGAACCUUGGUUACCAUGCCAACAAGGUUGGCUCAAGGCUGUAUGAUAUGUUUGGGAAGGUCUAACUACUUUCGCUUCAAUCACCCACGUGAAGCAAGGAAAAUGAAAGAAGCGAUGCCAAACUGUCGUGUUUCUUGUGCCCCCCUGCAGUUACUACAAGAUCUGGAAAACAAUCCGGAAUACCUGAGGAUGAUCUCGGAUGCAGAGCAGACAAGCCAACGGAGACGCUCGGCAGAUCCAUCGCAGAAUACUCCGGAAAUAACCAACUAUCGUGAUGGCCUCGAGGAAGAUGAGUUCUUGAAUAAAGUGUGUAAAUUUGAACUCAUCUCACGUGGCAAAAAUUCACCAACUGCUAAAAGCCCCACAAACAAGUCACCAGGAAAAUUUAACAUUACCUCGCCCGAUGGUAGAUCUGGUCGAAGGUCUGGUGAAAAUUUUUAUUUCGGUGAAAAACUGUUUAGUAAAGAUACCGCUACGACACGUGUUUCUGCAAGCAUUUUACAGUCUGCCAAAUCACCAAAGACAGACCAAAUUUCUCAGGAUAUUAAUGCAAACUCUGUAGGUAGCUUUGGUAGUGUUUCUGUUCGGAGAAAAUCAAACGAAUCUCGGAAUUCUGGUUCUAGCUUUAAGUCAAGAUCGUCAACAAAAAGUAACGAAAGUCAAAACAUAUCCAUAAGCGACACAAGUUCUAAUUCUGCAAAUAUCUUUUUUAACAGUCCAGUUUCUCCAGUGAGAAAAACUGAACUUGCAGCUUCACCUUUCUUUGAAGGGUCAAAUUCACCAAGGUCAGGGUCAAGUUCACAAAAGUCACCAGCAGUGGCGCCAAAACCUGAGUCACCAAAAGUUAUUGUAGACUUUGCACAUAGCAGUCAAGACCCAAAACUUGAAAAUAAGAAUUUAAGUGCUAAAAAUAGAUCAGAAGUGAAGGUCAAUGGAUUAACCAAUGGAAAGGAUUAUUUGACUGUUGAAAAAGAGGACAGUGACUCUUCAGGAAGCAGAAAUACAUUUGAUGGAAUUGAUUUUGAUUUUAAUGAAUUGACAGAAAGUCAGAAAGACUUGACUUUAAAACAUAGGGAAAUAGUUGCAGAAAGAAAACAGGAACAGGAAAUGGAGAGAUUAGAACGACAACGUCUUGAAGAAAUUUUGAACAUGUGUGCGGAAUAUGAAAGACAAAUCGAAGCUGAACAAACUCACACUUUGAAGAAGCAACAAGAAAAGUUUGUCGUAACAGAGAAAGCCCCGAUUCCUCCUAUCCCACCUCUUCCUCUGCAGUAUCAACAUUUACAGAAUAACCACAGCAACCAAGGUCAAAUGUCACCUGGAUUUAACCAAGGUCAGAUUUCACCUAGAAUAUCGCAAGUUAAUCAGCAACAGGUUCAGUCCCAGAGGCAUACACAAGUACCGAAAGGUCUGGACUUGGAGACACAGUCACUGGAAAGGCGGGAUUUGGCCAAGUCCGAAUACCGUAGCUCAAUGACGAACAAAAUUAUGACCAAUGGAUCUCUUACAAUGCUUUCGUCACCUACAAACUCUCAUAAGGAUUUUUUCCUUGGUUAUCAAAUGAGAAAAUGUGGAUCAAAUUCGUCAAAUUCUGAGGAAGAGUCUUUAUGCGGGAGUUCAGAGGAUACUGGAACAAUAAAGCGACGACCAAAUUCAAAUCAAGGUCCUUUCAGUACAGAAAGACCAAAAAGUCCAAGGACAUCACCAAGAAGUCCAAAGCCUGUAUCUAGUAAAAACAAUGUCCAGUCAAACUCGGUCACAUUUUCUCCAGACCAAUCACAAUCAAGCAUUCAUUACAGUUCAGCAUUUUCUUCAUCCAAUCAGAACACUCCAACAACUGUGGUAUCAUGGUCACAAAAUAGUCCAACUCAGGCACAAAAUAGUCUACAAAAUGACUUCGCAAAAACGUUUAAAAUAGAACCGCUAAGAUUGACAAAUGUAAGUGUAGAGUUUGUAGAAAGGAAACAAAUAGAAAAUUUAGAGGAAGGCAGUCAUGCCUCUACAUAUAGUGAACCAGAAUGUGACCUUCAAAUGAAUCAAGAUCGGCUUAAUGAAUUACAAAUUCAUGAACCUGCUGAUAAUAUAUCAUACCAGGGAACAAGGGAAGGUGUUAUUCAGCCAAAAAGUUCGGCUAACGGAAAUUAUGCAACUGGGACUACUUUUAGUGUUAAACCUUCAGAAAUGGAGACUAAUCACUCGUAUGGUGCUACUUUCUACUCAUCUCAGUGUAAGAAUACGGAUCAUCAUGAUUAUGUUAAUAUAAACGGAUCUCAUUAUUCAGAUUCCAACAGUGAAAGUCCAAGUUCCUCAAGCGCGUCAACUGUGUGUCCAACAAGUUACCACGGAUUUAUUAAUAACAUUCUGUCUGCAGGAUCUCCGAGAUCUUCAGGCUCGAUAAGUGAGUCAAAGUCUUCGAGUAUUGAAAAUGUCACCCCUAUAAAUAGCGACAAUGAGUUUAACACAACAUUGACGAAAGAACAGGCUUCUAGAGCAUCUUCAACAGGGACCACAGACUCCAGUGAAUGUUCUUGGGGAACUGUAGAUGAAGUAGAUCCAUAUUUACAGCUAGAACGGCUAAAGGUGAACAAAUCUGACCUCUUGAAGAAAAUCUCCACACUCAAACAACAGAUUGUUGACAUAGAAACGCAGGAAGAUGAGGCUCUUAGAGGGCUGGAGAUGGAGCGAGCGUUACUGGAGGGUGAACACCAGACAGAGAUGGAGAGAUUACAAGAUGACCAGGAAAAGAUAAGACAGCUGAGGCACAAACAAAAUAUGUUGAUGGAAAAAGCCACCAGAGAAAGAGAAAAGGAAUUGGCCAUAAUUGAGCGUGAAAGAAAAAAGCUUGAGAACUUGGAGCUUCAGAAUGGGACCCUCGAAAACCAGCUUGAAUUAUGCGCCAGCGAAGAGAAGUCGACCAUCUUGGAAAAGCUACAGAAGAAUAAAGAAAUGUUGGACACUCAGCGGAAAGUGUUUGACGACCUGGAAUUUCAACAGUUAGAGUCAGAGGCAAAGUUUGAAGAAGACAAAGAACAGUCACAAAGACGCUUACUGGCCGACCAGAACAAUCUGUUAGAUAGAUACAGAACAAGGGAGGAAAGCUUAGAGCAAAUUUCCAAUCAACAAAGGGAAGCAAUCCAAAGUGUGAGACGAGACAUGGAGAAAUUCGAAGCAGAAAGACAGAGGUCUAUAGAAACAUUCAAACAGGAGAAAGUAAAAUUGGAUGAAGUAAUGGAGAGAAUUACAGAAAUUUCAAAAACUUUAACAAAAACGAAUGGCGUAGACAAACUCCUGGAAGAAAAUAAUUCUAUAGAUUUGGACUUGCAUAUAGAGGAAAGAGACAGCGAAUUAUCAAGAAAAAUUGAAGAGUAUCUACAGUCUCCAUCUACCAGAAACACGAAUGCAUUUCGAGCGCUGGAAAACGCGAUCCAGACUACAAAUAACUUGUCAUACGGUCUUCCACCAUUAUCACCAACUUCGCCGCAACCGUUGACGAGUUCAGGUGAGCGAAAGAAAUCAGCAACCCUCCUGGAAAUUGAGAAAAAUCACUCACUCUUCCUGGAAACACAGGGGGGCAACGUAAUUGAGCAUGAGAAACGUCGCAUAGAAGAGCUUCGACGAAGAGCGGCAGAUGAAGGUCGUGCCCAGUGGGAGGAGAAGAAACUGCGAGAGGCAAACUGCAAAAGCUUUAAUUCGCUCGAGUCAGAGGACUCUAGUAUUUCUAGUAGCUGUGAAACACCAUCGGAAAAAGAGAUCAGUGUUAGUAGCGGGGAGGACAAUUUAGAGAAGUUACAGGAAUUAGAGAGACUUCUUGCACAGGCUCAGCACGAGAAAAUGAGGCUUAUGGAGGACCAGGUAACAUUUCUGUCAAACUUCAUAGCGACUGUUCUCAAAUUUUGCAUCGAUAUUCGUCUUAACCCUUACCCUGCUAAAUUUCUAUAAUGAACUUGUCCAUCUUUCAGUUUGUACAGUACCAUUAACUGUUAAAAAUGGUGCUUACCAAAAAGAUACUGACUGAAUGGCGAUAAGUGCAGAUCAUGAUCAGACUACACUUGACGCAAAGGCAGAAUCAAUCGUUUCCAGCAUGAUAAGGGUUAAAACUCUCUAAUGAAGUACAAUAUAAGUGUCUUGUAAGAAUGGGUUCAUUUUCAGCUUACCUUUAUGACAUGCAAAGGUGAGAUAUUGUGGUCACUUUUUGUCCAUUCUCUGAAUGUUCAACUGUCCACACUUAAUGAAUGACUUUCCCUGAAACCAUUUGGGUGAAUUUGGACAAGAAGUGAUCCUUGUGGAAGAGGGAAUUAAAGAAACAGUUCUUUGUUGGCAGCAUUUCAACAAUUUGGGUUGGCAUUCUACAGAACUAUAUGAAAGAGAGCUGAAAUAUCUUACAAUUUUAUGCCAGAAACAGUUUCUAGACAGCUAAGUCAAUAUGUUGAGAUGAAAUGAGUUUAGGGUAUAAGUCUUCUAAUCUAAGUUUAACUUCUAGCCUGCCGGCGGCAAGUGUUUUGCCUUCAGAGCCAGUGCAGACCAAGAUCAUGGUCUGCACUGUUCGCUAUUCAGUCAGUAAAUUUUCAGUACACCCCCUCAAAUAAUAAAUGGUAUUACCCUAACUAAAUGAUACAAAUCAUAAAAUGGUUAGAAAUGUGACAAA
This is a messenger RNA of Mercenaria mercenaria, 5225 nucleotides long. Its product is annotated as pleckstrin homology-like domain family B member 1. The coding region runs from base 269 to 4519 and encodes 1416 amino acids. NCBI's taxonomy places the organism in Eukaryota, Metazoa, Mollusca, Bivalvia, Venerida, Veneridae. The transcript is spliced from 16 exons. The record is from RefSeq and is a predicted model, not a curated record. Gene Ontology annotation, molecular function: protein binding.